Messenger RNA from Mytilus trossulus (common blue mussel), 898 nucleotides. Its product is annotated as trypsin-1-like. The transcript has 7 exons. Lineage: Eukaryota; Metazoa; Mollusca; Bivalvia; Mytilida; Mytilidae. Gene Ontology annotation, biological process: proteolysis. The record is from RefSeq and is a predicted model, not a curated record. Gene Ontology annotation, molecular function: serine-type endopeptidase activity. The coding region runs from base 34 to 864 and encodes 276 amino acids.
UGAUGAUAAGCAGUUGUCAAAUUCCAAUUCAUCAUGAAAGUCCUGGUUUUAUUUGCAGCGGUAAUUGGAGCUACAUUCAGUGCGCCGAGUGCCAAAAAUACAGGAUGUGGAAGCCCAGUAACCCAACCUCAUAAAUCUACAUACAUUGUUGGAGGCAAGGAGUCCGUUCCGCACAGUUGGCCAUGGCAGGUAUUGAUGAGAUACAGAACAAGUACUCUGACUUGUGGCGGUGCCUUGAUUAGAAAUAGCGCGGGAAAUCUUGUAGUUAUUACAGCUGCUCACUGUGUUGAUGGAACAGAAAGCAGACCUGGAGAUUGGACCAUCGACGUUGGAGUACAUUCACGAUCUGCCAAUGAGGCUAACCAGAGAGCGUAUACUGUUUCAAGAAUCAACAGUCACAAUAAUUAUAAUUCAAGAACCUUCGACAAUGAUAUAGCUAUCAUGCAACUUUCAGCAACAGUUACAGAGAACGAUGAUGUCAGUCCAAUUUGUGUGACGUCAUUACCUACCAGUGACUUUUUCAAUCAACAAUGUGUCGUAACAGGAUGGGGAACUACCUCUGAAGGUGGUUCAACAUCUGACAGACUACAAGAGGUAUACAAACCAGUGCUGUCCGAUGCCGCAUGUACAGGUUAUUUGAGUAAUGCUUAUAAUGCAAACACAAUGUUAUGUGCUGGUCUUGACGCCGGUGGAAAAGAUGCUUGUCAGGGAGACUCUGGUGGACCAUAUGCUUGUUUGAACGCUCAGGGCAAUUGGGAUCUUAUAGGUAUUGUAAGCUGGGGAUACGGUUGUGCUCGACCAGAACUACCUGGUGUGUAUGCAGAUGUACAUAAAUAUUUGGCCUGGAUUAACAACAACGCUUAGAAAUUCUACGAAAUUCUAAAUAAAUAUAUAUAUA